Ylistrum balloti is the source of this 2203-nucleotide messenger RNA. Its product is annotated as 4-trimethylaminobutyraldehyde dehydrogenase-like. Lineage: Eukaryota; Metazoa; Mollusca; Bivalvia; Pectinida; Pectinidae. The coding region runs from base 58 to 858 and encodes 266 amino acids. The record is from RefSeq and is a predicted model, not a curated record. Gene Ontology annotation, molecular function: 4-trimethylammoniobutyraldehyde dehydrogenase (NAD+) activity; aminobutyraldehyde dehydrogenase (NAD+) activity. The transcript is spliced from 5 exons.
UUGUAGGGUGAAGGAGAAACUGGGGAGUUGCUAAGCAACCACACGGGUGUGUCCAAAAUGACUUUUACUGGCAGUGUUCCAACAGGUAGCAAGAUCAUGGAGGCAUGUGCUAAGCAAAUCCAUCAUGUAACUUUAGAGCUUGGGGGGAAAUCUCCCUGUAUCAUCUUUGAGGACAGUGAUCUGGAUAGUGCAGUGACUGGUGCCAUGUUAGCCAACUUCCUCAACCAAGGACAGGUGUGCUCAAAUGGAACAAGGGUGUUUGUACAAGAAAGUGUCAUGAAACCCUUUUUGGAAAAGUUGGUGGAGCGAACCAAAGCAAUGAAAAUUGGUGAUCCAAAUGAUGAAGACACCACUGUCGGUGCUACAAUCAGUCCAGAACAGGCACACAAAACUCUACAGUACAUAGACAUUGGUAAAACAGAGGGAGCUCGCGUUCUGUAUGGAGGUGAACGUGUGACACCUAGCCCUAGUCUAGCUGGUGGCCACUAUAUCCAGCCCUGUAUACUAACUGGUUGCCAAGACAACAUGCGAGUGGUCAGGGAGGAGGUAUUUGGAAGCGUCAUGUCUGUACUCAGCUUUUCAAGUGAUGAAGAGGUCAUUACUCGUGCCAACGAUUCAGAAUUUGGACUGGCAGGAGGAAUCUUCACAAAUAACUUACAGAGGGCUCACCGAGUGGCAAGCAGUCUGGAAGCGGGCUCUCUCUAUAUCAAUAACUACAAUGUGUAUCCAGCCGGAGUUCCAUUCGGCGGGUACAAGAAGUCAGGCAUCGGACGCGAAAACGGACCAGAAGCGUUGGACUAUUACACACAGAUAAAAUCUGUUUAUGUAGAAAUGGGGUCAGUUGAAGCACCCUUUUGAAGGACUAUGUUAAUAAUGUGUAGCGUGUGACUAACAUUCUGACAGGUGAUAUCAAGGUUAUAUCCAAAGGAAAGCUACCUUAUCAAUCCAGAGCCAGGAUGUAUGUAGGAGGGAACCAACCCCAUGUAAUCUAGUCCUGGACUAGACAGUGACAGAUAUGUGAAAGGAGAAUUGUAAUUCAAAUGAGUACAAGACAUCUGAUAGAGAAAAAUUAAUUCAUGAAUAUUUUUUUUUAAUUUGAUAAAAUUGUUUGUGAAUUUAAAAUUAACUAUUUAACCAGAAAUAAGGAUACAUUAUUAAACAGGCAUUCCACAUCCCACAGGGGGAGGACCUAAUGUAUGAGACAUGGCUAAAGUAGACAGAACAUCCAGUUGUUAAAUUUUCAUUUUAUAAAUCGGUUUUAUUUUCUACAUUUUCAAAUGGAAAAUGAUAAGAAUGGUAAGGGAAUACAAAACAAAAUAGAUCAAUCACCUUAUGGUUUGGAGAAACUGAAAAUAAGACUAUAAAAUGUUGUAGAGAUUGACAGCAUGUUUGAUCUGUAGGGAAAGGAAUUUGGGUGAUCGGGUAAAAAGGGCACAGAGAAAAUUUCAACAAAGGUGUGAAAAUUAUUUAUGAAUAAUACAGGUUAACACUUCAUUGUGUUUCACAAACAGCAUUUAGAAAACAGGGUUAUACGUGUUCUGGUGAAUGAGUUUUGUCCACUUUGCCACUACAGGUGUUUGUGAACUCCUGAGAUAUGUAUCCAAGCUGCUCAAAUAUAUAGGUUGAUAGUAAAAAGUAACUUGAUAUGUAUGUUAAUGUCUUUGAGAAAAUAGUAAACAUUUAUACAUUCCAAACGGUUUUAAGAUGUUGUUGAGCAAAUGUUUGAACAAAUAGGAAUUUUUUCAUAUUUAUGUGUUUAUUGUCUUUAAGAAGUAACACGGAGGGAAUUGAAAUCCAAAACACUUUGAUAAUCUCUGACAUUACUUCUAAUUGACGGGGAUUAAAUCCCUGAACAACUGACAAUCACUCCUGUAAUAUCAGUUGGAUUUGGAUCGUCUCCCAGUCGGUUCCUGCUCGAUAAAAUGCUGAGCUGAACUUCCUUGGCUGAUGUCUCAGUUUACUGUUGUCUCAUAUACAUGUAGUAUUUAGCAUUGGAGUGUUGUUUGUUUACAUCAUGGUAAUGUUGUUUUGACUUCACUGUUUGAGGUUGUUUGUGUUCUAAUAUUGUAUGACUGCCAAGUGAUGUAUUUAUUUACAUGAAGCAAUUUGAUUGAUAUUGUGAGAUCAAGAAAUACAUUGAGAAAUAUUUUAUUUUUAAAUACAUGUAUUGCCAUCAUUAACAAAUAAAUUUUUUUGUAAAUAA